Messenger RNA from Caenorhabditis sp. 36 PRJEB53466, 1486 nucleotides. The record is from the annotation of a GenBank genome assembly. Lineage: Eukaryota; Metazoa; Nematoda; Chromadorea; Rhabditida; Rhabditidae.
AUGACCAAAAACGUGGCAAUUAUCGGCGAAGGCGUGAUCGGCUGUUCCACCGCUCUGCAAUUGGCUCAAAAACUUCCAAACCUCAAGAUUACUGUACUUUUUGAUCGUCCAUUCGAGAAGACUUGCAGUUUCGGCCCGGCCGGCCUCUUUCGGAUUGAUGACGUGGCAAAUCGGUCGGUUAUUGUUCGCUGCAACACAAAUUUCCGAUAUUGUAGAAUUCCAGAGAGUAUGGCAAAGCAACGUUCGCCUGGUUCGCCCAUCUUCACAGGAAUGCGAAGGGAGACGAGACGGGCGUCAAACUAUUAUCCGGACACAUCCAAUCGGAGUCUCGUGAAACAUUGGAACAGCAGCAGAACGCCUACGCAGACUUUGUCUACAAUUUUCGGUGGUUGGACCAUCGAGAAAUCACGGAUCUUUUCCCAAAUCCGUCAAAGUUCGUUUGUACCGCACAAGUUUUUAUAUACAUACAUACUCUCCUGAUUCAGGUAUUGCAUUCACUACACGGCGUUCGCGUCGGAAGGGAACAAGUACGUGCCGUACCUGAGAUCGUUGGCCGAAUCGAAGGGUGUGGUGUUCAGAGAGCAACGUGUACGGCGCCUCGAGGAGGUUUGUGGAGUUUGUGAUCAAAGUUGCAACAAAAACGCAUUUUUGCAGCUGGCUAAUGAGGGUUAUGACGUGAUUGUGAACUGUGCCGGUCUAGACGGAGCCAAAUUGGCCGCCGACGAUGAUACCGUAUACCCGAUCCGUGGCGUCGUUCUGGAUGUGGAUGCACACUGGCACAAACACUUUAACUAUCGCGAUUUCCACACGUUCACCAUUCCAAAGUGAGCACGUUGGGUCCGAAAACUGGGGUUACUGUAGUUCUCGACAAGACCAGGACGAAGGCAGAACAGAACAAUUUCAGAGAGAACAGUGUUGUGAUCGGUUCGGUAAAACAGAAAAAUCGAUGGGAUCUGGCGAUUACCGACGAGGAUCGGAAGGACAUUUUGGACAGAUACGUGGCACUUCAUCCCGCAAUGAGGGUACUUUUGCCAACUUUGACUAAUACUCUUUGUAUUAUGAAUUUAAGGAACCGAAAAUCAUUGGCGAAUGGUCUGGAUUGCGGCCGGGCCGGAAGAGCGUUCGAAUCGAAAAAAUCGAGAGGAAAUCGGAAAAAACUGGUCGAAUUUACACGGUAGGGGCAUUUUUUUCGGUUUACAGCUCAUCGAGAGUUUUCAUGGCUAGGUUUUGUGAGUUUUGGGUCUUGCCACGAAAAAGAGGAUUACUGUAGUGGUCGUGGUGAGACCCAAAGUUAUUAAAACCUUGGCAUGAUUAUACUCAUUCGAAAGCUCUUGACGAGCUGAAGAUGAUUAUGAUAUUCAGUUCUAAAAAAUUGCAGAUCGUUCAUCAUUACGGUCACGGCGGAAACGGUUUCACUCUGGGCUGGGGCACCGCCGCGGAAGCCGUCAAAUUGGUCGAAUCCGUUGUGCCACCGUCCAAACUUUGA